AUAAGAAUUGAUGUAAUGGGUGUGUCCCAGAAGUUCCCCAGGUAUCCAAAAGCACAUUAUCAACUGGUUCAUUUGGAGUCCGACGAAGAACUUGCCAAAUUACCAGAAAAAGAAAGAUGGAGGAUCGAGCAUCAGAGACUACAUGAGAAACACCGAGGCCACGAGGCCAUGCACUUGGAAAUGGUGCUGAUUUUGAUUGCCACUCUGGUGGUGGCACAGAUUGUUCUGGUCCAGUGGAAACAGAGGCAUUUCAAAUCGUACCAAAGAGCUACUUUGUUAGGGAUGUGGUUGUUUCCGGUGGGGUUUUGUCUCAAAUUUGGAUGGCAUCGUUUUAUUUUUGUGUGGAGUAUAUUUUCAAUCAUCACAGGAUUUAUUACAUUUAAAGCCACCAGAAAACCUAUCUCAGGGAGUACACCAAGGUUGGUGUAUAAGUGGUUCCUGAUAAUAUACAAAGUCAGCUAUUUCUUAGGAAUUGUGGGCUAUAUGUCAGUGAUGUUCACAUUAUUAGGACUAAAUCUUAUUUUAUUAAUCAAACCACAAGUCUCUAUGGACUUUGGACUUUUACUUCUUUUCUAUGGACUCUACUUUGGAGUAGUAGCCCGAGAUUUUGCUGAAGUGUGUUCAGACACCAUGGCAACACACAUUGGGUAUUAUACACCAACAGGGCUUCCUGGUAAGAGACUGGACCCCAAUGUGUGUGGAAUCUGUGGGAACCCUAUUUUAGUCAUGAACAAUGAUGAUGCAAUAAUUGAAGCUACCUGUAAACUAGGCUGUGAUCAUAUAUUCCACGAGUUCUGUAUACGAGGUUGGUGUAUAGUGGGGAAGAAGCAGACUUGUCCAUACUGUAAAGAGAAGGUGGAUCUCAAAAGAAUGUUCCCUAGUCCUUGGGAUCGACCAGAUAUUUUGUACGGGAAUCUACUUGACUGGAUUCGAUACCUUGUUGCCUGGCAGCCAAUCAUCAUUUUACUGGUGCAGGGUAUCAACUGGUCACUGGGACUCGAGUAAACCACUCAGAUCAGAGCCUCUACAAACUUACAUUACUAGUGACUAAUUUAUUAAAUUUGCUACAAAGCAGCAGAUGUGUUCAUGUGAAUGAUCAUUAAAGUAUAUGUCUGUAUGAUUUUAUGCCCCAUCCUUACUGUUCUGGGAUCAUUUUAAUUUCUUUC
This is a messenger RNA of Saccostrea echinata, 1166 nucleotides long. RefSeq names its product E3 ubiquitin ligase Rnf121-like. NCBI's taxonomy places the organism in Eukaryota, Metazoa, Mollusca, Bivalvia, Ostreida, Ostreidae. The transcript is spliced from 8 exons. Gene Ontology annotation, molecular function: metal ion binding; ubiquitin protein ligase activity. Gene Ontology annotation, cellular component: Golgi membrane; endoplasmic reticulum membrane. The record is from RefSeq and is a predicted model, not a curated record. The coding region runs from base 16 to 1005 and encodes 329 amino acids.